AUGAUUUUAUCGUACUUGUACAAUAUUCUAAAGUUUAAAAAAUGGGAAAUAUUUUUCUUUGUGACAGUUUUUGUCGGCUUAAAAUGGUCGAAAUUUAUGACGUUCCAACCAGAUGUGAAUCACUUAACAGAAUUACAUAAAUGUCCGGCAUGUUAUGGAACUUCUGCGUGUGAUUAUAUUCACGAAGUGGAUAUAACACCGUAUGAUUUAUAUUCAAUGUUUUCUUACUUCCUUGGCGUAAAAAAUGUUUUUUUCAGUGUUUUGAACAACAAUAAAGUCAUAUUAAAAAAGUUGGCACAUUCGUCCGAAUUAAACGAAUUUGAUCGAAUGCUUUGCAGAGACAAACAUUUGUCCUGUAUUUGUACAAAGAAUUUAAAAGAAGUAACAAAUGAAAUCGACAAUGUAGACUUUCAUGACCUCAUUAAACAAGAAGUCACUUUGGAUUUUGCAAAAGAUAACUUUAGCCGUUUAAGAAUAUGCCCCAAUGUGCAACAUUUAAACAGCCUUUUACAACGUAUAUAUCAUAACAAUAAAGAUGUUGAUAAAAGAACACUUGACAUUAAUAUUUGGACAUUAAUAGUUCUUAAUCCUGAGCCCUUACUUCUUCAGAUAUUGUCUGCUAAUGAAAAUUGGCCAGUACCAAAAUAUUUAGGUGCAUGUGGACGCAUCAUAGUUGAGGAGUAUGUUGGAUUACCACUGACAACUUAUUAUAAUAAACCAUGGUUACUAAGAGCUAAAAUAGUUUCAAGCCUUUUGAAUGCUGCUCAAAUGUUUACUUAUGAGAACAAUAACUUUGGCUUUUAUUUGACUGAUGUAUCAGCUGACAAUAUUGCAGUCGAUUCAAAUAAUAAUGCAAAGUUUAUAGAUUUAGAAAAUGUCAUAGUUGUUGAUAAAAAUGUUAGGUCUGAAGAGAGUUCAAAAACUUGGAAUCAGUUACAUGAAAAUACUGAAAAUUUUACAUGCUCAGGAUGCCUAAUCUUUUCAUCUGUAGAUAUAUGUAAUCAUAAAAUUAGCGAUCAUAAUUAUUAUGCAAUAUGCAAGAUGUUAUUUGCAUCUCAUACAACUGGUAACACUUUACCUGAUGGUUUUUUGCAUGACAUUCCAGCAGGUAUACUGCAAACAUAUCCGAAUAUACUAAAUUUAAUGCAACAAUGUAUUACUCCUGUGAGACCAUCUACCAGAAUAAUUGCUGGAAUGCAGCUUAAACAAUUAUUAGAUACUAUAGUUGAGAAUAAAACUACAAAUAUAAAUAAAUUAGAC
Dufourea novaeangliae is the source of this 1260-nucleotide messenger RNA. RefSeq names its product deleted in autism protein 1 homolog. The transcript has 4 exons. The annotation marks the transcript as partial. NCBI's taxonomy places the organism in Eukaryota, Metazoa, Arthropoda, Insecta, Hymenoptera, Halictidae. The record is from RefSeq and is a predicted model, not a curated record.